Pneumocystis carinii B80 is the source of this 3267-nucleotide messenger RNA. RefSeq lists its product as hypothetical. The record is from RefSeq and is a predicted model, not a curated record. Lineage: Eukaryota; Fungi; Ascomycota; Pneumocystomycetes; Pneumocystales; Pneumocystaceae. The transcript has a single exon. The coding region runs from base 1 to 3267 and encodes 1088 amino acids.
AUGGCACGGCCGGUUAAGAGGCAAGCACCACAAGGAGCACCAGCAGAGGAGAUUAAGGAGGAACACCUUUUGGCUUUCAUUCUGAAGGAGAAAUAUAAAGAUGACGCUGAAUGCAAAAAAAUUCUCAAGGAAUAUUGCGAUGAUUUGAAGAAAGUAGAUGCUGAAUUCAAAGUGAAUGAUAAAGUUAAAGGACUUUGUGUUGGUGAUGAUACAAAACGAAACGAAAAAUGCACAGGCCUGAAAGCCAAAGUUGAAAAAGUAUUGAAAACUUUUGAAGAUGAACUUGAAACUGCAUUGGUAGAGAUAAAUGAAGAAGAAUGUAAAAAACAUGAAGAAAAAUGUAUACUUUUAGAAGAGACGAAUCAUGAAGAUAUUAAGGAGAAGUGUGUCGAGUUGAGGGAAGGAUGUUACAAAUUGAAGCGUGAAAAGGUGGCAGAGGAUCUUCUUUUGAGGGCGCUCGGAAAGGAUGUUAAAAAUGGUGAAUGUGAAAAAAAGAUGAAAGAUGUUUGCUCAGUGUUAAGCCGAGAAAGCGAUGAAUUGAUGUCUUUUUGCCUUGAUUCUGCUAAAACGUGUGGAGAGCUGAAAACAAAAUUGGAUACUGUUUGCGAGGCUUUAAAAACAAAAUUGGCGAAAGAUUUCGAAAAAGAUUGUCAUGAAAGACUUGAGAAAUGUCAUUUUUACGGAGAAGCGUGUACUGAAACAAAGUGCGAGGAGGAUAAGACGAAAUGUGAGAAAGAAGGAGUCAUAUAUAAAGCGCCGGAAUCUGAUUCUAGUCCGGUGAAGCCGAGGGCGUCGUUGUUGAGAAGUAUUGGGUUGGAUGAUGUCUAUAAAAAAGCUGAAAAAGAUGGAAUUAUUAUUGGAAAAUCAGGAGUGGAUCUACCAAGGAAGUCAGGUACAAAAUUUCUGCAAGAUCUCUUGCUACUGUUGAGCAGAGAUGAGAAGCAGACGGAUACAGAUAAAAAGUGCAAAAAAGCAUUAGAAAAAUGUGGUGCUUCUAAGUAUUUGGAUACUGAUUUGAUGAAGUUAUGUGAUGGUAAAAAAGAGGACGAAUGCAAAAAAAUACUAGAUGUAAAUGUAAAAGAAAGAUGUACAAAUCUCAAAUUAAAACUUUAUCUCAAAGGGUUGUCUACAGGAUAUGAAAAAGCUGAUUCAGAUCUUUUAUUGUGGGGACAGCUGCCAACUUUUUUUAUAAAAGGAGAGUGUGCAGAACUUGAGUCGGAAUGUUUCUAUUUAGAAAAUGCGUGUAAGGAUAAUAAUAUUGAUAAAGCGUGCCAAAAUGCAAGAGCAGCGUGCUAUAAAAAGGGACAAGACAGGAUGUUGAAUAAGUUCUUUCAAAAGGAAUUGAAGGGAAAGCUUGGUCAUGUAAGAUUUUAUAGCGAUCCUAAAGAUUGUAAAAAAUAUGUGGUAGAAAACUGUACAAAACUUAAAAAAGAUAAAAGAUACCUUUCAAAAUGUCUUUAUCCUAAAGAACUAUGUUAUGGGCUUUCAAAUGAUAUUUUUCUCCAAUCCAAAGAGUUAAGUGCGCUUUUGGAUGAUCAAAGGGAUUUUCCAUUAGAAAAGGAUUGUGUUGAGUUGAAGGAGAAGUGUGAUGAACUUAGUAGUGAUUCAUUAUUGAAUUUAGAAAAGUGUAUAACAUUGAAAAGACGCUGUGAAUACUUUAAGGUUACAGAGGGAUUUAGAAAAGUAUUUUUAGAAAAAAAGGAUGAUUCGUUAAUGACUCAGGAAAACUGUACAAAGGUAUUGCAUGAGAAAUGUAAUACUUUAUAUAAGAGGAGAAAGAAUUUAUUUAGUGUUUCAUGUGCUUUACCAGAAGAAACAUGUAGUUAUAUGGUAUUCCAUACAAGUCAAGAUUGUAGUAGUUUAAAAGUCAACAUCAAGAAUGAAAAAAUUCUAGAAAAAAUUGGAGAAGAAAUUAAAAAAGCAAAUAAAAAUGAAGCCUUGGUUGAAGAACUCUGCACAACAUGGGGCCGACAUUGUCACCAACUUAUGGAGAAUUGUCCGGAUGACUUGAAAAAAAAAGAGAAUGGCAAUGGCAAUGAUCAUAACUGCGAAGCACUCCAAGAAAAAUGCAAUAAAACCUUUGAAAAGUUGAAAUUAGAGGAGGAGCUGAGUCAUCUGUUGAAAGGCAGUUUAAAGGAUGAUAAAUGUAAAGAAGCAUUAGGAAAGCGUUGCACUGAGUUGGAAAAGAAUGAAGCAUUCAAAACUCUGUAUGGUAAAUGUGAUGAUAAUACCAAGGAAAAUGUUUGCAAAAAAUUAGUUGAUAAAGUAAAAAAGAGAUGCCCUACUUUAAAAGACGAACUGGAGAAUGCGAAAAAAGAGUUGACAAAGAUGAAGAAUGAGUACGAUGAUCUCAAAAAGGCGGCAGAAAAAUCUACAGAGGUAGCUAAGUUAUUGCUAUCAAAGUCUGGAAAAGCCGCAAUGCCAACUGCGCAGAAUGGCAGUGAUUCUACACCAGUACCACCACCACAACAAGCACCAGCAGGGCCAUCAGGAUCAGGGUCACCACCAGGAUCAGGGCCAUCAACUGAUGGAAAGGCGGACAUGCCAGGUGGAGGAUCAGGGACACCAGAUGGAGGAUCAGGCACACCAGAUAAAGGAUCAGGAACACCAAGCAGUGGAACGACGGGCCCUGCAAAACUUGGACUCGUUAAAAGAGCAUAUGUAGCUGAAGGAGUAUCAGAAGCAGAAGUAAAAGCAUUUGAUGCAACGACGAUAGCAUUGGAGCUGUAUUUGGAAUUGAAAGAGGAAUGCAAUGCUUUAGAACUAGAUUGCGGUUUUAAAGAGGAUUGUUCAGAUCUUCAAGUUUGCGGAGAAAUAGACAAGUUAUGCAAAGAAAUAAAACCAUUAGAAAUUAAGCCUCAUCAUACAGAGACGCAAAAAGAAAUCUCAACCACUACGACGACCACUACGACGACCACUACCACAACUACUACUACGACUACUACGACUACUACUACGACAACCAAGCAGGGAAGUGGAGGAAAAGUAACAGAAGAGUGUACAAUGAUACAGACGACAGAUACAUGGGUGACAAGUACGUCAUUGCAUACGAGUACGACAACGAGUACGUCGACAGUGACGUCGACAGUGACGUUGACGUCGAUGCGCAAGUGCAAACCUACCAAAUGUACCACCGAUUCAAACAAAGAGACAGAUAAAGGAGGAGAAGAAGAAGAAGAAGUAAAACCAAAUGAUGGGAUGAAAAUAAGAGUUCCUGAUAUGAUUAAAAUAAUGUUGUUGGGAGUGAUUGUUAUGGGGAUGAUGUAA